This is a messenger RNA of Lycium ferocissimum, 1182 nucleotides long. RefSeq names its product putative RING-H2 finger protein ATL21A. The transcript is spliced from 2 exons. Bases 193 to 993 code for a protein of 266 amino acids. NCBI's taxonomy places the organism in Eukaryota, Viridiplantae, Streptophyta, Magnoliopsida, Solanales, Solanaceae. The record is from RefSeq and is a predicted model, not a curated record.
GAUACUUUGCCCAUCUAACACUUCAACUCUCCUGUCCCCAAUCUUCAUCCCCUUCCUUACGCCUUACACCCCCUUUCUGUUUUAUUCCAAUUACAGACCCAAACAAACAAAACAGAAAAAAACUUGAAAGAGAAGUUAAGAAGAAUAAGUGAAAUCCUAUUUUAUUUGGGUGUUUGUUAGCCUCUGAAAUACAUGGAUGCUCUGAUUUUCAUUUCCCUGUUCAUUGUUAUUCUACAUGUAAAAGCAGAUGCUAAUACAAAUACUUGCUUACCAAUUAACUGUGCAAAUAUAUCUGAACUCAACCUUCAAUUCCCUUUCAGACUUCAUGAAUUUCAGCUACACUGUAAGCAAAACAGAACCAUUCUCAAUUUUCCAUCUUAUGGGGAUUUAGUCAUUAAAUCCAUUUCAUAUGAUCUCAGAAAACUCGAACUAAUCGACCCCAAAAACUGUGUCCACGAAGUUUUCUUGAAUCUGAAUCUUUCUAACACCCCAUUCAGCUAUUACUAUAUCUUGAAAGAGUAUCAGUAUCUGAAUUGUUCAGCUGAACUUUCAUCUUCUUUUCUGCAAGUUCCCUGUCUAAGUGGCAUAGGACAUCAUGUUUAUGUUGUGGAAACAUCAUUUGUUGUGCCAGAUUUUUGUAACCAUGUCAAGACUGUAGGAAUCCCAUUUGCAUAUAGUCCUUUCUUGUCUGAUAACACUUUUGGGCUGGGAUUAACAUGGCACUUGGAAAAAUUUCAAGACACCGUAGCAACAAAGUUUAAAACUUCAGUCCAACAAGAAACAGGGCUGUUUAAAGGGCUCAAUGAUAUAAUAGCAGAUGAUAAAGCCUUGGGGUAUAUUAUCCUGUUCAUGUUUAUAGUGGUGAUGAUGUUAAACAUACAGAAGUUAUCUAAUCUCAAGAGAGUGAAGGAAAACGACAAUCAGAAGGAACGUCAUGCUGAUGUCAUUUUAGGGAACUAUGAAGCUUUGAACAAAAUUGUGAUCAAAUUGUGAUAAAAAAAUAUUCAGAAUCAAAAUAUGUCUCAAAUCUAUGUGGAAACGUUUGGUGGUCUGUUGAAUUAUAUCUUAUUUUAGGAUUAGAUCCCAUACUUGUUGGAACUUUUAAGCGUUGUUGUUUUGUUGACGCUCUAUACCAUGAUGUUCAUGCAAACGAGUAAUGUAAAAAAAUUGGAUUUUGAUUGA